AUGCAUUUUGCCAAGAAGCACAAUAAGAAGGGCUUCCAGAAGAUGCAAGCAAACAAUGCCAAGGUCAUGAAUGCAUGCACCAAGGCUAUCAAGGCCUUUGUCAAGCCCAAGGAGGUCAAGCUUAAAAUCACCCCAAAGGUAGUAAACUACAAGCUCACUCGACUUGCUUACAUUGCCCACCCCAAGUUGGGGAAGCAUAUCUGUGACUGCAUUGCCAACUGUUGCAGGUCUUGCCAGCCAAAGGCCCAGGCUCCAGCCAAGGCUCAGUCUCCAGCUUCUGAUCCAGCAAAGGCCCAGGCUCCAGUUUCUGCUCCAGCCAGGAGCCAGUCUUCAGCUUCUGCUCCAGUCUAG
Molecule: messenger RNA, 351 nt
Organism: Octodon degus (degu)
Lineage: Eukaryota; Metazoa; Chordata; Mammalia; Rodentia; Octodontidae
Product: 60S ribosomal protein L29-like
Exons: 1
Coding region: 1-351 (116 amino acids)
Source: RefSeq, a predicted model, not a curated record